GGUUUGGGGCGGAGCGCGUCUUCUGCGGAGGACAAGAGACGCUCUCCUCCUGCAGGUCUGCCUUCUACCAAAAUGAGCGGCCUGCAUGAGGGCAACAAUCUUCCUGUCGCUAAAGACUGCGACCUGGCUACUGGCGACCAUGCCCCGGGACAUCCGGACCUAAACCAGUGCCCGGGCGAGGAAACCGAGGCGACGCCGGUGAUGGCGGACACAGGUGAGGGCGGCUUGGAGACCGCCGCGGAGGGAGGCGCACCCCAGAACCCCGCUAGUUGUGCCCCGGUGCUCCGCGUUCGAGUUUUUGGGAGUCGCGGCCGUUUAGCGACCAGAUCGGGCCAGAAAGAGGUUCUUGCCACGGAAGGUUUGGCAGCAGCCCCUGCCUCAGCCUCCGCCGCGGUGGCGACCGACAAUAGCCAGGAAAAUGGCUGUCCUCGUAGAGAGCCGCAGGGCCCUGCUGGGGAGAAAGCUCUAGAAGCCUGUGGCGCAGGGGGGUUGGGGUCUCAGAUGAUGCCUGGGGCGAAGGCCAAGGAAAUGACAAAAAAGUGCGCCGUUUCAGCGGCUGUGGAAAAGGAGGGAGGAGCAGAGGAGGUGGUGGAGGAAAAGAAGGUGAUGCAGAAGGAAAAAAAGGUGGUAGGAGGAAUGAAAGAGGAGACACGGGGCAAGGCCCCGAAGAUCAAUAACUGCAUGGAUUCUCUGGAGGCCAUCGAUCAGGAGCUGUCAAAUGUAAAUGCCCAGGCUGACAGGGCCUUCCUUCAGCUGGAGCGCAAGUUUGGCCGCAUGCGAAGGCUUCAUAUGCAGCGCAGAAGUUUCAUUAUCCAAAAUAUCCCAGGUUUCUGGGUCACUGCCUUUCGGAACCACCCCCAGCUGUCACCUAUGAUCAGUGGCCAAGAUGAAGACAUGAUGAGGUACAUGAUCAAUUUGGAGGUGGAGGAGCUCAAACACCCCAGAGCAGGCUGCAAAUUCAAGUUCAUCUUUCAGAGCAACCCCUACUUCCGGAAUGAGGGCCUCGUCAAAGAAUAUGAGCGCAGAUCCUCUGGCAGGGUGGUGUCUCUUUCCACUCCAAUCCGCUGGCACAGGGGCCAAGACCCCCAGUCCCAUAUCCACAGGAAUCGGGAAGGAAACACUAUACCCAGUUUCUUUAACUGGUUCUCAGACCACAGCCUUCUGGAAUUCGACAGGAUUGCGGAGAUUAUCAAAGCAGAACUGUGGCCCAAUCCCCUACAAUACUACCUGAUGGGUGAAGGGCCUCGCCGUGGAAUUCGAGACCCAGCAAGGCAGCCAGUGGAGAGCCCCAGGUCCUUCAGGUUCCAGUCUGGCUAACUGAUGACCUUAUGAGAAGCUCCUGCACAAGUCUCCUCACCACCUCCCCUUGAACCUAUGCUUAGCCAACAGCAUGCAGUCUUCUAUCUGCUUUCUCUUCACACUGGAGUAUUUUCUUUGGUUCUUCUAAAUCUUCAACAAUCAGUUGCAAGGUUGACUCUUAUACGCUUGUGUUCUUCUUCCUCUGGACCUUCACGCUCUUCUGUAUCCUGUUACAUGUUCCAAGUGCAUGGCCUUGCACUGCUUCUAUGCCAUGCACAUGAUGCUGUAGAUAGAUAGGCACUGCCUUCCUUUGCAUGCCUUGAGCCCUGUCUGUGACCAUGGUCUUUUCCCAGUUUUUUAAGUGGUUAUCUACCACAAAGAAGCUUGAAAUACCUUUGCAAAUAACUAGCUGGGCUUCAUACUUAAUGCUGACUGUCCUCCUGAUACCCAUGUACUGUAUGUCAAGUUCUUUGAAUUUCACUGCUGCAAGAUGAAGCUGAUCUAGAUGAUGCCAGCCGUCAACCCAAACUGGACAUUCUGGCUACCACUGACUGGCUCCUAGCUGCCUUCCUGGCCUGUGCCAUCCACCCAGCUGGUUAUCUGGCAGAAUAAGGGGGCUGGUGGGGGCUACUAGGCAUGAAUGAGGUAACAGAUGAGAGGUGUUCAGUGUUACUGCAUUGGUCUUCUUUUGCCUUUGGGCAUUCUGCUUUGUGAACAGGUACUGGUGAGUAUGACGGUCUGUGCUAUGGCCCACCCAAACCUGCUCUCGGCCUUCUGGGUAAGCUUUGCAUAGGCACCACUGCCUGCUUCCUCAGCAACUAUCUGUGGACUUAAGAUCCCAGGCAGCACAUAGGGAACUUCCCCUCAGAUCCCCUACCCCAUCAAGUAGUUAUCUAUAAACCCAAUUGGCUGUUGGGCAGGUUGGGCAGUCAUACAUGAUAGUGCCCAAAGCAAGGCUGGUAAUGGUUCACUUCCAGCAGUUAGGCUUUCUGAGCUGUAGCCAACAAACACCCUUUAUUUGGGCAACUUUGUUAGGUAUCCCCCUCCUAACUCUUGCACUCAUUCUCAGAAUGACAGGAUAAAGUUGCUAGGGUGGGGGCACUGAGGGAGAGGUGUUUCUGGUCUGUGGGGCCUCUUGUGUAUCUGUCUCUAUCUUUCUCUUCCCUCCCCCCACCACCUUGUUCUCUCUGCUUCCCUCUCCCACCCUUCCUCCCUCUCUGAAACAGUUACAGCUCAGAAACAGAAAACUAAACUGGCAAAAGCAGGCUUUUUGUUUAAUUUGCUCUCACCUUGUGUCCAGAGGGAGAAAGGUACUGUACAAUAGACUCCAGAUCUUUUAAUUGUGCUCUUCUGCCCUCAUGCCUCCCCCCUACUUCCUUUUUAGUAGGGUCUGAAAGGAGACCUGUAGGUUGUUUAGUUAUGAGCAGUGUUCUUUUGGGCCAACUUUGAUGACCCCACCCUUUUUCCCUGUCCACUUUCCAAAACCUGUGUUUCUUGAGUUGAGUUUGAGAAGCAGAGGGGAAAGACAGGGGGCCUCACAGUGAUGGAUUUAAGGCAGACCCAGAGUAGGGUGUGGUCUAAAGCAACCAAAACUUAGUUUCACUCUACUUUUUUAAACAUGGAAAUUUGGCGGGGGGGGGGUGGCCUUGGAUCACUUAGAAAUAACCCCAGGGCAGCAUUUCGAGGGUCACCUCUGUCCUCUAUUUUAUUACUGCUUUGAUGUCCCCGGGGCCUCCAUCCUAUGGCCUGGCCUUCCUGGCUCUCCCUCCUCCACUUCCGCAUUUCCUUCCCUGCUUCUCUCCCAAAAACGGAGCAGGCUGCAGUCUACACUGUGGGAGAUGCCAGGCUACCCUCCUAGGGCGGUAUGGGGAUGUGUGGUGUCUGGAUUUCCAGGACAGGUUCCAGUAGGUGGGACAGCAGUGCCGUCAGGGCUGUCUUACUUGGGUGGUAUAUAGUGCUAGUAAUGACUGCCUUUCUCCUUUUUUUUGAAGGCUUUGCUCUAAGCUCUAAGUGUGUUUGGGAGGUCUGGGCACAGCAAGUGGGGAGGAUGCUGUGGGCUGAGGAACCUGAAAGCCCAGAAACCGAAAUGAACCUGCUGUGGAGUAGUCUUGGAAAGGCACAGGGAAGACUGGAACCCUGCAGGGUUGGGGAUGGUGGGGAGAGUCCCUGAAGCUUUUCCCGGGAGAGGUGGGAGAAUCAAAGUGGUUGAUGUUUAAAGAGGAUGCUUGGAGUAGUUUUCCCUAAUUCCCUUGAAUUCGCCAGUAGAUUUUUAUACACAAAAAUGCAAGUCUGGAUGUUUUCUCUCUAUUAUUAUAGGAGUGUUCUUUUCUAUGUGGAAGAUGAAUGGUAUAUGCUGUAUUUGAGUAAAAUCCUAUUAAUUCCUUUCUCUAUUUUUGCUUGCUGGCAAAAUUGACAUUUACAGGCCUGCUUUUUGCUUGUAAUUGAGAAUGUGUGCAAAAAUAUCAAACUUGUUCCUGUGCAGUAUGACACCUGUGAAUAUUCAUUAAUAUUAUCAGCUUGUUCUGGCCUGUCUGUAUAUAUAGUUCUAAGAAAUAUAAUUUGAAUGUGAUCUUUGAAAUUUUGCAAAUUGUUGCUUUGUCUUGUGAAAGUAAUCUCAAAAAGAAAAACAUAACUCUACUGUCUUGAUAUUUCUUGCCCUAAUAAUAAUGUUGUACUUGACAUUUUAUGUUCCUAACCUUAAGUGUAAGUACUUGUAGAAUUGCUCUGUCAAACUAAACAAGGAUCAUUAAGUACUUUAGUCUUCUUUGUGCUCAAAGGAAAAAUAGUCUGUCGCUCUGCUGUAUUUCUUGUUUUCACCAAAAAAUAAAAAUAAAGUUCUGUGUUGUCUAGGCUAA
Molecule: messenger RNA, 4154 nt
Organism: Neomonachus schauinslandi (Hawaiian monk seal)
Lineage: Eukaryota; Metazoa; Chordata; Mammalia; Carnivora; Phocidae
Gene: TSPYL4
Product: TSPY like 4
Exons: 1
Coding region: 73-1317 (414 amino acids)
Biological process (GO): nucleosome assembly
Cellular component (GO): nucleus; chromatin
Molecular function (GO): histone binding; chromatin binding
Source: RefSeq, a predicted model, not a curated record